Molecule: messenger RNA, 9274 nt
Organism: Bombyx mori (domestic silkworm)
Lineage: Eukaryota; Metazoa; Arthropoda; Insecta; Lepidoptera; Bombycidae
Gene: shn
Exons: 6
Coding region: 584-6121 (1845 amino acids)
Biological process (GO): regulation of transcription by RNA polymerase II
Cellular component (GO): nucleus
Molecular function (GO): RNA polymerase II cis-regulatory region sequence-specific DNA binding; zinc ion binding; DNA-binding transcription factor activity, RNA polymerase II-specific
Source: RefSeq, a predicted model, not a curated record
ACUUGAUUAGCUAUUUACGGCUAUGAUUUAAGAAUGCUUUUGCCGUUUUGGCUCAUGCUCAUUUCAUUGCUUCUAUACCUAAAUAUUUUCCAGUAUCAAGAAUGAAAUUGAUUUUUAAUUUUUAAAUUGAAUUAAUAUGAACAGAACAUUUACACAACCAGAAUUUAUUGAAUCAUAUCAACUGUGUUAUGUAUUGAUUUCACGUUGAAUUGUCCCUUGAAUACGAAAAUAGCUAAAACUAUAAUACCUAAUAUUCAGGCCUAGUUGUUUGUUUGAAAUCGAGCUUAUGGAAUCGCAGAACACCAUCCCUUCGUGGGGAUAGUGGGAUACUGCAGAAUUUAGUUUAAUCUAAGCAUUAAGUACAUUUCGCUACUUCAUAGUUCCCCACAAUGCUAGACUGACGGUCGUCUGCGAAGCGAACCGAAUAUUACGCCGCCAGCGUAGGCCUAGUCCGACGGCGCGGCGGGAUUUGCAAACUCCGCCCGAAUGGCGCCGCAUACAUCUUCGAGUCAGAACUCGGAUAACCCCGCUAUGCAAAAACCAGCGUGAAACGGGUACUAAAGGUACAGACAUCGCGGAGAAGAUGCCGCUCAAUCAAGAAAAACGUUCGAACAUAACUGUUUCUAAUAACAAUGACCACAACUACCUUCACAAGAAAUUUAAAAAAAUGGCAUCUACUAUACCCGUUCUACCAUCAAAUCAGUCAAGAGGUCAGGAAAUUAGACAAAAAGAAAUAAACGUGAUACAGAAUGCAUCUAAUGCUCCGAUAACAAAUGGAAGCAUUUCUGCAGCACAUCCUGAAAUUGAAAAAAUUAAAGAAAAACAACACAGGCAGCACGUAGAUGCGGGUGAAAAUAAUGUACAAAUUAAUUAUAAUGAUGAAAAUAGUAAGUUAGAUAAUGUAAAUACUGUUCAACUAUCUGGUCAAACCAGUUUGACAGAUGAAUUUUUAAACAAGACUGAGAACCUUGAAAAUGAUUUUAUCAGGGAUGCCUAUAAUGGCACAGUAGGCGGGCGAUAUAUAUGCCCAUAUUGUAAAUUAUCUUGUGCCAAGCCUUCAGUUCUUCAAAAACAUAUCAGAGCACAUACUAACGAGAGACCCUAUCCAUGUAUACCUUGUGGAUUUGCCUUUAAGACAAAAUCAAAUUUAUACAAACAUUGCCGAUCACGUAUGCAUGCGUUAAGGUUACAAGGAACAGAUAUACCUAUGACUCUAAAUGACGACGAAAUGUCAGGGGGGUCCGAGAGUGACACUCCUACCUCUAUCUCUGAAGCAGGGUCAGACGUUUCGAAUUGUCGAAUAGAAACGUUGGACUAUAAGCCUGAACCCGAACGGCUUACGGAUAUAACACAACUCCGCUACACAAAUACAUCUCCAAGUGAGACCAGUAAAUCGAAGACAAUUUAUAAACCUAAAUUUAGAGCUGGAGUUGCGUUUUACCGUGAAAGCGAUGAGAAAGAAAAAUUAAAGAAAUCAAUAUCACCAAAUGCAGAUUUUCUCAACGAACAUAUCUCUAAAAUUAUAUCAGACAACGAAGCUAUAAUUGAUGUUAUAGAAACACCAUUACAAAAAAAAUAUGGUAAAAUCAAACAAAUAGCAGAAAGUAAACAACUUAUGAAUGACAUUAACGAAAUAAAGUCGGAUUCGUCUCCCUUGAAUCUGACAAAAAACAAUAAUGAAACAGAAGUUUCGUUCAGGAAAAGAUCCCAUUCUGAAAGUUUUUCACAGGGUCAUUUUCAAAAACACCCUUUGAAUCCUGAGGGAUCUAUAAUAAAAGAUCUCCUCUUAAAAACGAAAAUGGACGGAAUGGUGCCAAUUACUGGAGAACUGCUCGAAGGUCCCCUAUUUCUUUGCCCUGUUUGUCAAAUAAUGUACAGAAGUGCAGAUAAUUUAGAAAUUCAUAGGCUGUAUUAUUGUAAAGGUAACGUUAACAGUAAUGUAGUCAGUGACAGUAAAGAUCUAAAAGUUAUAAGAACUGACAAUAUUUUUGUAAGAAGUAAUUCUGUUAAUGUGCGAUUACCUGAAAGUAGUUCAAGUGCUAUUCAAAAAUCAGGCAUAAAUUCAAAAUCAGCACCAGCUCGAUUAAAACCAGAGAACCUCGUUAUCACGAAGGCAGAAUGCAAUGAUGUGGUAGCUCCUUUGCCAUCACCAGGUCCUUUACUCGGCAACACCCGACUUGUGGACUCAAGAAUACCAUCUGAAUUUGCUAGAAAAAACGACGUUAUAAAAUCAAAACCUAUAGCAAGUCCAAAAAGGAAAAUUGAUAGUCAUUCUGAUGCAUACAGUCCAAGAUUAGUAGAAAACGUAUCACCAAGAUCUACUGACUUGUAUUCUCACCCAAAAUUGAGAUGCGUAGAAACAAAUUCGAAUAAUUUACGUUCGAUCGAAGAAAUUUCACCUAAUUUAAGAAUUAAUUCAACAUCCCUUCAAAUGUUUGGUGGUGAAGUGAAGAUAGUAGACCAUUCUGGGAGCACUACAACAUUGCGUAUUGAACCAAAUAAAAACCAAUUGUCACCUAUAAUGAUUCAGACAAACUUGUCGCCAUCGAAGCUUAUUAGUGACAUUGAAGCAAGUAGUGUUGUAGUUAGAUCUGGUUUGCAUUCAGGCGGGACAAUCGUUCAUAAUCCUCCAACACCGAAGGAAAACUUGAGUACUCCACAGCCACAGACGCCUAGAAUGACAAUAUCAACGACUGGUGUUCCAAAUUCAAACUUGCCGAAUAUUCAUGAUAUAACUCAUUUUCAAUUUCCGCCACUCAGUGCAAUUACGGCUUUUAAUCCGUUAACACUGCCUCCAUUGAGUCCUUCAGCAUCUGUAUCACCCAACGGAGCUACGAAAAUUAUGCAUGGAGGGAAAUUGAUCCCACACGUUCCAGGUAUACCAGGACCAAAUACUCCAAGUAGGUUUAUAGGAAAUACAAAUACAGUUCCAAAAAAUCUAGGGAAUAACGAUAAAACAAUUUCUAUACAUGAUGAUAAACACUCAAACUUAGGAGCCAUACACCCUAUAAAAAGUCCUCACGUAAUGGCGAAGUAUGAUACUCAGCAAUUGCGCAAUACACGAAGUCCUAAUUUGAGGAUACCUCACAUGGAAACCGAAAAACAUGUUCAGACACAUGAACAUAGUGAAGUACAUUAUAUUUCUUCCAUUCCUAUUAUCAAUGUAAAUAAUGCUGAAGACACAAAAAUAUACUCCUCCAACACCAUAAAACAACUCCAUAGACAAGAUGUCGGGCUGAAAAGAAACGCUGAGGGAGUUUUAAGGACACCUGUCUUGAAAGAAAACGUUAACUUCCCAAACAAUAAAAAUAAAAAUAAAGCACCUGGAUUGUUGAUCAAAACAUUAGAUAUUAAAAAUGAAAAAGAAAUACGUAAUUUUAAUUUUGAGAAUUUGAUAACGAAAACUGAAAUUUUCAAUAACCAAGUUCCAACUUCAUGCGAUAUUCAGAAGAAUAACACACAAGUUACAACAUCGUGUGCAACUCCGCAAAAUGAAAGGUCGGAGCCUUUAUAUUUUCAAAAGAACAUAAUGGUAAAGUCUGCUAACGGUGAAAGAAAACCAAAAUUUUUGAGGCCGUCUACGUUGCCUUUAAAGCCUGGGACGUUUACACCAAAAAGACAUCACGGUAUUACACCAAAUGCAAAUACUAUGCCCUUGGUAUCACCCGAAACUCCCAGACCAGCCAAGGCCUAUGGGCAGUUGUACCUUAACGGAAAUGCGUAUACGUACUUGGGCCUGAAAUGUUCAACUAAGGUUUUUUAUUGCACCAUCAACAGACCUCAACCAACUUACGUUCCAAAUCAACAUUUUCUUUCCAUGUACAGUAAUUGGCAGUUAUUAUCAGAAUUGACACCAGAUCCAUUAGGGUUGUCGGCGUCUUCAGCUAUGUCUUUAUACGAUUCUCGACAUCGACCACAAAAUAUGUCAGUAGCAGUAAUUAAGCACGAUCUUAUUUUAACACACUCAUCACAAUGGAAUACAUUUAUAAAAGAAAAGAAACAGGUGCUCCAGUCACUAGAUGUAAAAAAGAUAGAGGAAAAUAAGUCUCAAAUUAUGUCAGAGUCUGAAAACUUGAUGACUCCCAAAAAAGAGUUGACUGGUGGCUUUGAAAGUAAUGAAGAGUACACAUAUGUUCGGGGGCGUGGGAGAGGACGUUACGUCUGCUCCGAAUGCGGUAUUAGAUGCAAGAAACCAUCCAUGUUAAAGAAGCAUAUUCGCACUCACACCGACGUGAGGCCUUACACAUGCGUGCAUUGCGCUUUCAGCUUUAAAACUAAGGGUAAUUUAACUAAACAUAUGAAAAGCAAAGCUCAUUACAAAAAGUGUUGUGAGUUGGGUAUAAAUCCAAAUGAAGGUGAUUGUGACACUAAUGAAAUGGCCCAAUGCUCUGGUGAAACAGAUGACGACACUGAUUCAGAUGGAGAUGAAGGAAAUGAGGGUGAAACUGAAUCCAGUGAUACGGAAGCAUAUAAAUCUCGUUUACCGGAACAUGAAGCUGCACAUUGCUUGUUGUCUUUAGGUGGUAACAGACCUUCUACGUCAGCUACUCCAGGUUUAUUAACAAGUGCUAGACCAACAACGUAUCCUUACGCACCCGUGGGAUUGGAAUGUAUCGAAAUAUACACAGAACAGGUUAGGGAUUCAUCUGUUGAUGUGAGAGUUGAUGCAGAAAAUGAACCUAUUGAUCUCAGUAAAAAUGAUGUGAAAACACCUAACAUUCCUGAAAUUCCAACUGCAAGAGAAUCAAGUGUUUUAGCUUCUUUGGCUUCAAAUACCGCUAAGCUCCCUCAAGCUCCGAAUCAAUGGACAAAUGGGGAACCUUUGCUACACACAUAUUUGACCGAAAGAGCUUUAUUAGAUACAAAAAUAAAGCAAAGUCAAGUUACGAGUUGCCUAAGCAAACAUAAAAAUAUCGAUUUAGAAAAAUCUGCGUUCACGGAUGAUGCAGUAGAAAAUCAAAAUAACACAGAAAAAGUAAAAUCUUUACAUUAUAUUAAAAAUGAUGAUAGAGUAAGAAAUACAAAUGAAUGUGACGAAAUUGAAAAUAACAUAUCCUCCGUGGCACUUAACGAUAUGGUAAUUGAUACAAAAGAUUCUACCAUAAUGAACAGCAAUGUACCAAUUGAUAUGAAAAAGUCGUUUGUGCAGAAUAGUACAAAUUCUAACGCAGAAAAUGCAAAACACGUAGUGUCCGAAUAUUUAAAACAAGCAAAGAUUAAUCUCAUCAAAGCGCAAGAGGAUAUGUCAAUUAAUCAAUCAGAAAACUUCGGUGAAGAAAAAAAUGGCGAUGAUAUCUUAAAAUCUGAUGAAUUUUCAGAUUCAGAAACCAUGAAGUCAUCAUCGAUAUUGGAACAUGAUUCUGUUGCGACAAAAGUCGUAAUUGGUGUGGGUGGCGUGGCUUUUAAGGUUACUAAAGGCAAAGAACUUGAAAGUUCUUCAUAUCCCCCUGGCAGAAUCAUGGAAGACGGAUGCAGAGAUUGCAAUUUUUGUAAUAAGACAUUUACGAAACCUUCACAGCUACGGUUGCAUCUAAAUAUUCAUUACAUGGAAAGGCCCUUUAGAUGUAGUAUAUGUGCCGUGAGCUUUCGCACACGGGGUCAUUUACAAAAACACGAACGGUCUGCUUCACAUCACAACAAAAUAUCAAUGACUUCAACAUUCGGGGCAGCAACGUCGUUUAAUCCCAGACCGUUUAGAUGCUCCGACUGUAAUAUAGCGUUCCGAAUUCAUGGACAUCUUGCUAAACACUUAAGAAGUAAAAUGCAUGUUAUGCGUUUAGAGUGUUUGUUUAAAUUACCUUUUGGUACAUUCACCGAGAUUGAACGCGCCGGUGUUAGUUUGACAGAUAUAGACACAACAGAUUGUGAUAGUUCGCUGGCUAGCUUGCAAUUGCUCGCAAGGAAGCUUCACGAAAAAGAUCCAACAAAAUUGGAAUAUCGAGAUCCUAACGGUCUAACAAUAGUAGAACUACCUGCAGGCAGGGAACUGUCGGAAGACGAAGAUAACACACCCGCCGAUAACGCAUGUGUUAGUGAAAAAAACAGUAAUGGAAAAACAAGUGAAGGUAAUGAAGAUCAAGAAAUGGAAACACGUGUUAACUGUAGUGCCACAGAUAUUUAGUGCCAAAAUUAUAUUACGUACAUAGUGUAUUUUAAUGUGCAGUUUUAUUUUGUUUUUAAUUUAAGUGUAAUUAUUAAAGCUGGGGUUACUCAGAUUCGUGUGAAAACAAUUGUACGCUUUAAGAUUGUAACAUACUCUAACAUUAAAAAUUCGAAAAAUAUUAAUAUGUAUCUUGUAAAUAUCUCCACGUAAUAUUAAAUUUGUUAAAUUUGCUUUUAAUGUAAGUCUUAUUAUGUAUUAAUACUGUUAUUUGUAAUUUCUACAGAGAUAAUAUUUGUUGAAUUGUAUUUGAAAACGAAGACCUAGAUGGGAUAUAUUAUUGCGACAGAAAAAAAAGAGGUCCACAUUUUUUAAACUACGCUUAAAUAUCAGUCAAACAUAUUACAUUGUCAUAGGAGUAGUCGGAUGAUAUAUAGAAUAGAACAGCACUUUUGUAUGAAUUUUUGUAUGACAUAUUUACCACUUCAUAUUUAUACUAUGUAACUACUACUUCCAUAAAUUUAAAACAAUUGGCAUAUCAACUUCCAUACACUAAACGUAGAUAUGAAUAAAAAACAAAAAUGUCUUCCAUAAAAAUGUACGGAAAUAAAUUGAAUUUAGUUUCUUUAAAGUUAUAAUCAAUUUGUAUACAUGUUUAAGCUGGGCUCUCCGAUUUAAAAAAAUUAUAUUAAUAGUAGUAUAGUUUUGAUUCCUACUAUUAUGCAUUACUAUUAUUCAUUUAAUUUUUAUAGUCCAAUGUAAAAAUAAUUAUUAGUGUGAAUGAUCAAUGAUCUGCAUGUUUUGUCUUUUUUGUAAGGGAUAGGUUACAGAGCCUAGUUUUUUAUAUAUAAUGUACUGUUAUUUGAAAAGUAUAUAUAUAUUCAUUGUUAAACUAUUUUUCUAGAAAUUAAGCUUUAUGGCGCUAAUAUGAAAUUAAGCUUCAUUGAAGCUGCAGACCACAAGCUGUUCGAAAAUAUCACUAUUAAUAAUACCAAUCAAAUCAAAUUCAAAUUUUUAAAAUAUAUGAUAUCAUCAUUAUGUUUCUUUAUUGUAGUAUAUAUAUGUCUUAUAUUGUUAUAUAAUAUAUUGUAUAAACUAUUUUAAUAACGAUGUAGAUUUACAAUAACAUUUUUACAAUAUUUUCGAACUGGGUUGCUGCACUGCGCCUUAUACUACUAUUGUACUAUACCAUAUUGGAAUAUCAAUUUUCAAAAACAAACUACUUAGUUAUUUUUGUAAAUAUCUUGUGUCUGAUCAUAUCACGGGACUGUCAUAAUUAUUAAGGUACAAAAUGUAUUUAAGUACCACCAUAAUAAAUAACUAUCUAUUAAAAUAUAUAUGUACAUAAUCGAUAAAAACCUAAAUCUACCAUUAUGAUCAAGAAGCUUAUAGCAACAGAAAGGCAUCGACGCUAAUCAAUGAUUUAUAAUUAUAGGCUCCUAAUUCUAAAACUUAUACAAAAAAUCUGCUAUACGUUUUAAUUGAAAAAACUGUUGAAAUAGACAUUCAAGCGGAAACGAUAAAUCGUAUCAGUCUCGAGAGGCGACAUAAAGUGCGGUAAAUAAAAAAAUAAAUAUUUUAAACAAAAUAACAUGCAUACUUAAAUAAUUCACAUCUACAAAUAAUGUUUCUAAUAUUAAUCCAAUUCCGGAUUGGCAUGAAAGAAAAAUGAUAAUAUUCAAUAUAAUUUCAAUUGAAUGCCUAUUUACUGGUAUUGUCAUUAUUCACAUUAUUUUAAAUCAUACAUGAUCCAUCCUUUCAUCUCUCAUUACAGACGGGACUCUAUCAAUUUUACUUGCCCUUGUUUACCAUUACUUAUAAGAUCAAACCGUUUACAAUUUAAAUAACAAAAUCAAAAUUCGAUAUGUUACUCAAAAAUGUGAUCCGACGUUAUAAUUCUCGCACUAUCCAAUAAAAUUGUUUCCAAUUCUUUGCUAUUCCAUUGUUGUGCGAGCGGCUCUUUUUCCAUUUAAGCCAGUGUGCUUAGUGCGAGUUUUUUUAACGUUCUCGAUAGCGUAAAAGUUAGGUCAUAUUUGUAUGGAAUGGGAUCGCUUGCGUACGUUUGCCGCUAGGGGCGGUUCCAAUUGCAUACAAAAUUGGCUUAACUUUUACGUUAUCGAGAACGUUCAGAAGCUCGCACUAAGCACACAGGUGGCCUGUAAGCGGUCUUAUCUACAAUAAUAAGUUGUUCUAACUGAUUAAAUCCAUCUAAUAAAAUUUCAAUGGUUCGGUACUAAACGUUUCAUAUUAAACGUCCCCAAGCUAGGGUUUUCCCCUUUGUUAUAAUGGGUGCUUGAAAGUUAAACAUGACAAAUGUAUGUACAUUUAGUCCUCGAAUGCCAAAUGUUUUUAAUGAAGAAGCUGACUUCGAAUUUAAAGAGGACUCUGUGAUACAAUAGGUAGCUAAAGUCAACUCUACUAAUUCAGCAAAGCCAUAAAUACAUAUUUAAAUGCGUAUUUUACAGAAUACAAAUAGCUCAUUUCCAUAUUAGUUUUUCAAUGAAAUUAUCUCCUCUGUUAGCCACUAGUAUGAUUUUAAAUAAAUACAUAAUUAUUAUUUUCAAAACACUUGCGAAUAGAAAUAUAAGCUUUUUAAAGAUAAUCAUUUAGUUAUUUCAAGUUUAAAAUGAUUUUUAAUUGAUAUUUUUCUAUGUAAUUUUUAUAUUUCAACUACCGAUAAAUUGAAAUUUAUUACGUCAUCUGUAUAGUUCUCUAAUUGGGACAUAAUAUAAAUUCGAGACAGAACAUGUAAAGUUACUUGAUCAUAAACUGUCAUGAUUUUGUAUUUUGUUUCCAAGAAUGUUAUUUGUAUGUGCUAUAAACUUUUUGAUUAUGAUUAGUGAGUUGGUAACUAUAGAAUGGAAUUAAAUCUCUUUAUUCAAAUUUUCUUUAUGCAUGUGUAUACCCAUAGCAUGUUUAUAUUCACUAUUAUAUAACGUAAGCAAAAAGUUGACUUAGAGGAAUGUGUGAAAAAUUAAAUUUGAUAUUAAUGUCGUGAGUCCUAACAAUUAUUUAUUGAUAGUUUUUAUGGAUCGAAAAAAAAUGUAUAUUUGUGGCUAUUGUAAAAUUUUAGACAUACAUUUUCUGGUGUUUUAUUAUGAGAGGUAAUAAUUUUAAUAAAUUGUUAAAACUUUAUAAUGAUGAAGUUACAUAAUUAAAAUACACUGAGAUAUU